GUGACUGACAACGGUGGAGAGUCUUUGAGGGGCUCCUUGUGGUAGACGUGUAAAAGUAAAGUGUGGGCUCCCGAAAGUGAGUGAGUGAGAAAAUAUUUUGUGCCCGACAACGUAUAUAACGACGAGAGAGGGCUCCUCCUAAGAAAUAAGUGAUAAGAGUAAAGUUGACGAUUAUUUUGCUGAUAAUGAAUAUUUUGUGAUUCGAUAAUUAUUACACAUUCGCCUGUCUCCUUCUCCAUUUCCAAUAGAUUGUGCUUUUUUUCCUCAAUCUCUCACAGUUUAAUGUGAAACAGUUUUCUUCAAACAUCUAAACGAUACAGUCAUACGUAAAUGUGCCUUUGUGCAGCAAUUUUCCUCAGUUCAACGUAUAAGGAAAAAAAAGAAGAAAAUUCUUAUAUUUUUUCCUCUAUGACUCUCAAGUGUGCGCAAACUUUAUUUACUUUCAUAUAUAAUAUUCAACAAGUGGUGUACGUUGUCGUCUUGAAUGGAGCUAAAAGUGUUUUUAUUCAUUGACAAAUUUGACCAUUUUUCCUAAUAGUUUAGUUCCUUUUUUUGUGUGAUAAUAAGUUUGUUUUUUAUUGCUACGCAUCGUCUGUGAUCUCGUGCAAUUUGUUAAAAUUUACAACCAAAAAACAUAUUACAUAGACAGAGAGAGAAAAAAAGAGACCUCAACAAAUACCGCCGCAUAUUUUUUUAGUAGUGCAAUCCAGUGUCAGAGAUUAAGUUGUCGAGUCAUUCCAUAUUCAGAUAUUGUAAUAGUUUAGCGAGAAAAAUCUUGAAGUGAUGAUGAAAAGUGAAUUUAUGUCCAAUUUUGAAAAUGCCAACUUCAUCCUUAGUCCCACCUUUGAGGAGAAUAUCUUCCAAAUAUUUGAUCAUGACACAACCCCUGUUCUACCGGUUAACAGUCCGCCAGAGCUUGCAAGUCCCUCAAGUGUAAAUGGCCAAAGCAAUGGCCAGGGCAUUGUGGGCAGUUGUUGUGCCAUUUGCGGUGAUCGUGCAACAGGCAAACACUACGGGGCACCCAGUUGCGAUGGGUGCAAGGGCUUCUUUAGGCGUAGUGUACGCAAAAAUCACCUCUACACGUGUCGCUUCUCGCGAAAUUGCGUCGUGGACAAGGACAAGAGGAAUCAGUGUCGUUACUGUAGACUGAGGAAGUGCUUCAAGGCGGGCAUGAAGAAGGAAGCUGUACAGAAUGAGCGUGAUAGGAUCAGUAGUCGUCGCCUGAGUACAGAAGAUCGGGAUACGGGCAAUGGGUUGUCAGUGCAGUCACUUUUGCGGGCAGAAAUGGAGUGUCGACAGUCAAAAAUUGGGGUAAUCCUCGAGAGUACAACGGAGAAUCUGGAGAACAAACAAUUCGCCAGUAUUAAUGAUGUCUGCGAAUCAAUGAAGCAGCAGCUACUCAAUCUCGUCGAGUGGGCCAAACAUAUUCCGGCCUUCAAUGAGCUUCAGCUCGAUGAUCAGGUGGCCCUUUUGCGAGCUCAUGCUGGGGAACAUCUCCUGUUGGGGCUGUCACGGCGAUCGAUGCACCUGAAGGAUGUUCUCCUGCUCAGCAAUAAUUGCAUCAUUACAAAACACUGUCCAGAUGCAUGCCUCUCUCCCAACUUAGAUAUCUCCCGGAUAGGCGCAAGAAUCAUUGAUGAGCUGGUGCGUGCCAUGAAGGACAUCAAUCUCGAUGAUGCAGAAUUGGCGUGUAUAAAAGCUCUUGUUUUCUUCGAUCCAAAUGCCAAGGGACUCAAUGAACCAAACAGAAUUCGGGCGAUACGCCAUCAAAUACUAAAUAAUCUUGAGGACUACAUAUCAGAUCGUCUCUACAGCUCUCGUGGUCGCUUUGGAGAGAUUCUUCUCAUUCUGCCAGUUUUGCAAUCAAUAACAUGGCAAAUGAUUGAACAAAUUCAAUUUGCAAAACUCUUUGGUGUUGCCCACAUUGAUAAUCUACUACAAGAAAUGCUUCUUGGAGCAGACAAUUCCUCCCCAUUGACGCCUGUCAUGAACAGCUACAGCCCAUCGCAGUCACAGCAGCAGAUGUGCGAUCAGGUGCCCUCACCGCAGGAGCCUGUGUCAUCCCCAGAGCAACUAAUGUCUGAACAUCCGAUGCACGCGAGCCUCGAGAAUUCCCUCGAUGUCCCCAUGAUGCCCCUCGAAGCUGGUGGCAGUGAGGAUCUCUACCGUCGUACAGAGGCGACCUUCAAUCUCUCCCCAUCGGCUCCUGUAAAGGCAGAAAAAUGCUUUAUGACCACACCUGUGUCCUUUCCGCAGAUGCAGGAAUUCGGGCAGCAGUCAUCCGGGGAUAUGGAGUACGGCAGCAUGGGACCAGGAAGCAAUGGGAAUGUACCUCAUGCACCAGAGCACGCAAUGUACGACAAUGGGGGUCUUGUGCAGCGAAAGACCACAUGUGGCCACCAAAUGAGUCCCAAUGUGGGACCCAUUGGCCUUCGGACUAAUUUUAAACAAGAACCCGAUCAUAGGUUCUGAUCCAUCUAUAUUUUCUAAUUGUAAUUACCUGGGAUGGUUUCUUGAGGAAUUAUCCAAUAUAGAAUGAAUUUACCUUUCUCUACCACAGAGUCUUUUCUAAUAAAAUGAGCUGGGUCUAUUUUUAGGAAUAUUUUUUAAAUAAAAUUAAUAUUUUUAAGAGAAAUUUGUAAAAAUAAAAUAGAAUUUUAGUGGCAAAUUGUUAAAAGAAAUUGUAUAUUGAUAUUCUUCUGGCUGGAAGAGGACAGCGUGGCAAUAGUGAAAGUGCCUUUAAAAUACAAAAGAAUGAAAAUGUUAAGAGAGAAAGAUCAAAAAAAUGUUAGAAAUAUGGUUUUUAAGAUUAAAAAAAAAUGGGUGAUUUUGAGAUUUAAUAAGUUACGCUGCAAAGUUGUUUUUUUUUUUUAUCAUAGAUGUCUAAUAUAUUCGUGGCGAAUGUGUUAAGAGAUACAAAUUUAUACUGAGUCUGUUAUACAGCAAUAAAAUACAGCCUUUUUGACCAAAAAA
Molecule: messenger RNA, 2973 nt
Organism: Lutzomyia longipalpis
Lineage: Eukaryota; Metazoa; Arthropoda; Insecta; Diptera; Psychodidae
Gene: Hnf4
Product: hepatocyte nuclear factor 4-gamma
Exons: 6
Coding region: 784-2472 (562 amino acids)
Biological process (GO): anatomical structure development; cell differentiation; regulation of transcription by RNA polymerase II
Cellular component (GO): nucleus
Molecular function (GO): nuclear receptor activity; zinc ion binding; nuclear steroid receptor activity
Source: RefSeq, a predicted model, not a curated record